This is a messenger RNA of Pogona vitticeps (central bearded dragon), 2295 nucleotides long. RefSeq names its product olfactomedin 3 (gene OLFM3). The record is from RefSeq and is a predicted model, not a curated record. Gene Ontology annotation, biological process: signal transduction. NCBI's taxonomy places the organism in Eukaryota, Metazoa, Chordata, Lepidosauria, Squamata, Agamidae.
AGGCUGAUCCCCUUUCAUGCUGUGGAUGUUGUAUGAGCUGCAGGCACGCCUCUCUCCCUGCCAGCCUUGCACUAGGAUGAUAAUCAGUCACUAUGAAAACUCAUUAGCCUCCACAGCAAUGAGUCCUCCUCUGCUCAAGCUUGGUGCUGUCCUCAGUACCAUGGCUAUGAUCUCAAACUGGAUGUCCCAAACGCUCCCAUCCCUGGUAGGACUCAAUACCACCAGGCUCUCUACUGCUAAUACUCUAACUCAGAUUAGUCCCAAAGAAGGUUGGCAGGUGUACAGUUCGGCCCAAGACCCAGAUGGGCGAUGCAUUUGCACAGUCGUGGCACCAGAACAAAACCUCUGCUCCAGAGACGCCAAAAGCAGACAACUUAGGCAACUACUAGAGAAGGUUCAGAAUAUGUCCCAGUCCAUUGAAGUUUUAAACCUACGGACUCAGAGAGAUUUCCAGUAUGUUUUAAGAAUGGAAACACAAAUGAAAGGGUUGAAAGCCAAGUUCCGGCAAAUUGAAGAUGACCGGAAAACUUUAAUGACAAAACAUUUUCAAGAAUUGAAAGAAAAGAUGGAUGAGCUCCUGCCACUGAUCCCAGUUUUGGAACAGUACAAAACAGAUGCCAAGUUAAUCACCCAGUUCAAAGAGGAAAUUAGAAAUCUGUCUUCAGUACUCACUGGGAUCCAAGAGGAAAUUGGCGCCUACGAUUAUGAGGAACUCCAUCAGCGUGUGCUCAGUUUGGAAACCAGGCUUCGGGAUUGCAUGAAAAAACUGACAUGUGGCAAAUUGAUGAAAAUCACUGGUCCCAUUACAGUCAAGACAUCUGGAACCCGGUUUGGCGCUUGGAUGACAGAUCCAUUAGCACUGGAGAAAAAUAACAGAGUCUGGUACAUGGACAGUUACACCAACAACAAAAUUGUCCGCGAGUACAAAUCAGUUGCAGACUUUGUCAGUGGUGCAGAGUCAAGGACAUACAAUCUCCCCUUCAAAUGGGCAGGAACCAACCAUGUGGUCUACAAUGGCUCUCUCUAUUUCAACAAAUACCAGAGCAACAUCAUCAUCAAGUACAGCUUUGAUACCGGACGGGUGCUUGCUCAACGCAGCCUGGAAUAUGCAGGCUUCCACAAUGUCUACCCAUACACCUGGGGUGGCUUCUCAGAUAUUGACCUGAUGGCAGACGAAAUUGGCUUGUGGGCCGUCUAUGCUACUAACCAGAAUGCAGGCAACAUUGUCAUCAGUCAGCUGAACCCGGAUACCUUAGAAGUGAUGAAAAGCUGGAAUACAGGAUAUCCAAAGAGAAGUGCUGGGGAAUCCUUCAUGAUUUGUGGCACCUUGUACGUCACCAAUUCUCACCUAACUGGUGCCAAGGUCUACUACUCCUAUUCCACAAAAACCUCCACCUAUGAAUACACAGACAUACCCUUUCAUAAUCAAUACUUCCAUAUAUCCAUGCUUGACUAUAAUGCCCGAGAUAGAGCUCUGUAUGCCUGGAAUAAUGGACACCAAGUCCUUUUCAACGUCACUCUUUUCCACAUAAUUAAGACAGAGGAUGACACAUAAAUCUCAAACUCGUGUUGAUUCUGGCCACCCAAAAGCAGUGUCAUUUGUGCUGAACUCAAAAGCAUCCUGCUGGAUUUCUUUUUUUUUUAAAGUUCCUUUUUUCAGUAAGAAUUAAGAAGGGGGUAAGCUUUUUCUACAGUAUCAUGUAUUCCAAACAUGGUGGAGCCUUUGUUUAAAAUGACCUGGUUGGCAUUACAGGUGUAUUUCUUAACUCUACACAAGGCCUGCUGUGACUUUGUCAUGGUAAGCACUAAAGUUGAUUUCAGUGGCUAAAGACAUUGUUUAAAAAAUUUAAAACAAGAUUAAUGAUCUGCCUUACAUUAGAGUCAGAGACUAAUGGUGGCUUAAUUGCAUGAAUGUCUUUUUCUACCAUACAUCAUUUUUCUAAAAAACAAAAAAACUGGGGGGAAAAAACCAGAAAUCUGACUGUUGGCUCAAUAUGAAAGUAUAUUUGGACAGUAAUCUGGAACAGGAUGAGCAUCAGUAUUCUUUUGUUUUUGUUUAUAAAAAACACUGUUCCAAAGUCAAAUCGUAAAGAGUUUGGUUUCCUAACAGAACAAGGGAAAUCCCAUUGGCUGUUACACCAUCCGAGAUGCAGUGCUGUACAGUCUGUUUUUAAACCUCUUGCAAGCAGUUUCUCAAUGAUAUGUAUUUAUACCAUUGUAUCCACCAUUGUGCAAUUGUAUCUCUUCACUUCUGUGAAAGUCAACUAUUUUUUAUAAAAUAUAAUUGAAGUUUCA